AUGUUCUUAUUUUAUUUAAUUAAAAGACCUCAAUUUUUAAUUAAAAAAGUACCAAAAUUAUUUAUUUUAUUUAUUUUUUCUUCCCUUUUUAUUAUUUUACUAAUUUAUUAUGAAGAAUUAAAUGUUGGAUAUGUUGUUAAUUUAUAUGGAAAUUAUUAUACAAAAACGGUUUACAGAGAAAUUGAUAUUGUACACAAACAAAGUGAGGAAAAUAAAGCGGCAAUUACUCGCUCGUGAACGGGAAAAAAUCUCACCCUGAAUGAUGAAAACUAAGAAUGGGUCGGGCUGAGAAAGAAGUCGGGCCGAAUUUUCAAUAUUUUCUUCAGAUCGGGUUUCUGGUCGAAAAAAUGCCCGAAUUUCCGCGUGGCAGUUAAAGAGUUGAACAAAAAGCCAUAUUUCUCGGAGUGAUUUGGGUAUAUCAGUGAUUUUG
Molecule: messenger RNA, 430 nt
Organism: Meloidogyne enterolobii
Lineage: Eukaryota; Metazoa; Nematoda; Chromadorea; Rhabditida; Meloidogynidae
Source: the annotation of a GenBank genome assembly